GAAGUCUUGGUGAGCGGCUGCGCGAAGAAGGCCACUUCCUUUCUCGUGCGGCGGCGAAAGUGGAUAGAUCGCCAUGAAGGCCUCGGGCACACUGCGAGAGUACAAGGUGGUGGGGCGCUGCCUGCCCACCCCAAAAUGUCGCACUCCGCCCCUGUAUCGCAUGCGAAUCUUUGCACCUAAUCACGUCGUCGCCAAGUCCCGCUUUUGGUACUUUGUGUCUCAGCUGAAAAAGAUGAAGAAGUCCUCAGGGGAAAUCGUCUACUGUGGACAGGUGUUCGAGAAAUCCCCCUUGCGAGUGAAGAACUUUGGCAUCUGGCUGCGCUAUGACUCGAGAAGCGGCACCCACAACAUGUACCGGGAGUACCGGGACCUGACCACCGCGGGCGCCGUCACCCAGUGCUACCGAGACAUGGGUGCCCGACACCGUGCCCGAGCGCACUCGAUCCAGAUCAUGAAGGUGGAGGAGAUGGCAGCCAGCAAGUGCCGCCGGCCAGCAGUCAAGCAGUUCCACGACUCCAAGAUCAAGUUCCCACUGCCCCACCGGGUUCUGCGUCGCCAGCACAAGCCACGCUUCACCACCAAGAGGCCCAACACCUUCUUUUAGGUGCAAAGCCUCCAUGUGUCUCCAGGUCUGCCCGAAUAAACUUCUUGGGAAAACCAGG
Molecule: messenger RNA, 662 nt
Organism: Enhydra lutris kenyoni (northern sea otter)
Lineage: Eukaryota; Metazoa; Chordata; Mammalia; Carnivora; Mustelidae
Gene: RPL18A
Product: ribosomal protein L18a
Exons: 5
Coding region: 74-604 (176 amino acids)
Biological process (GO): translation
Cellular component (GO): ribosome; cytosolic large ribosomal subunit
Molecular function (GO): structural constituent of ribosome
Source: RefSeq, a predicted model, not a curated record